This is a messenger RNA of Cuscuta campestris, 3967 nucleotides long. Lineage: Eukaryota; Viridiplantae; Streptophyta; Magnoliopsida; Solanales; Convolvulaceae. The record is from the annotation of a GenBank genome assembly.
GCUUAUCAAACCCCCGUAUCAUCUCUGCUCUAUUUAUUCGUCUCAGACACAUUUGGUUCUUCGCUUCACAUGAACUUCUCCUCCUCCUCCUCCUCCACCAAAUACCUAGAGAGAAAGUAUUUAAAAAAGGAAGAGUCUAGAGAGAGAAAGAGACUCCAGCGACCAAAAAAAGGAGGCGUUGUUGGGUGGAGAGGACAAAGAGCAGGACAUGUCGUCCUUGAGCAGAGAGCUUGUGUUUCUGAUACUUCAGUUCCUUGAUGAAGAGAAAUUCAAAGAAACUGUCCAUAGAUUGGAACAAGAAUCUGCAUUUUUCUUUAAUAUGCGCCACUUUGAGGAAUUGGUAACAAAUGGAGAUUGGGAUGAUGUGGAGAAGUACCUUUCAGGCUUCACAAAAGUUGAUGACAACAGAUAUUCAAUGAAAAUCUUCUUUGAGAUCCGAAAGCAAAAAUAUCUUGAAGCGCUUGACAUGAAGGAUCGCGCUAAAGGUGUUGAAAUUCUAGUUAAAGACUUAAAGGUUUUUUCGGCUUUUAAUGAAGACCUUUUCAAAGAAAUAACACAACUCCUUACCCUCGAGAACUUCAGAGACAAUGAGCAAUUGUCUAAAUAUGGAGAUACUAAAUCUGCAAGGAGUAUUAUGCUCGGUGAGCUGAAGAAACUGAUUGAAGCAAACCCCUUGUUUCGUGAUAAACUAACAUUUCCAACCUUGAAGAACUCAAGGCUGCGGACAUUAAUCAACCAGAGUUUGAAUUGGCAGCACCAGCUCUGUAAGAAUCCAAAAUCUAACCCUGAUAUAAAGACACUAUUUGUUGAUCAUUCUUGUGGGCAGUCGCAGCCAAAUGGUGCUCGUGCCCCUUCACCCGUUACUAAUCUGAUGGGAGCAGUCCCUAAGUCGGGGGGAUUUCCAUCUCUGGGUUCUCAUGGCCCCUUUCAGCCAUCACCUGCCCCUUUGCCAACAUCUCUUGCUGGAUGGAUGGCUAGUCCAUCUCAAAUUCCACAUCCUUCAGCUUCUGCUGGGCCCAUGGGUUUUACUCCACCUAACAAUACUGCAGCCUUAUUAAAACGCCCUCGGACUCCACCCACAAAUAAUCCACCUUUGGACUAUCAAACAGCUGACUCUGAACAUGUGUUGAAGAGGCCACGACCAUUUGGAAUUUCUGAUGAAGCUAACAACAUGCCUGUCAGUAUUUUACCUGUUGGAUAUGCCAGUCAGAAUCAUGGCCAAAGUUCAUGUUCAACCGAUGAUUUGCCGAAAGCUGUUGUUAUGACUUUGAACCAAGGUUCAUCAGUCAAGAGUAUGGAUUUUCAUCCUGUGCAACAGAUUCUACUUCUUGUUGGGACAAGCUCAGGAGAGAUAAUGAUUUGGGAAUUGGGUACUAGGGAUAGACUUGCCCAUAAAAAUUUCAAAGUUUGGGACAUAGAAGCUUGUUCAGCUACAUUUCAGGCUUCUAUGGCAAAAGAGUACUCUGCCUCAAUUAAUCGCGUAAUGUGGAGCCCUGAUGGAUCUCUAUUUGGUGUUGCAUACUCCAAGCACAUUGUACACAUCUACUCAUAUCAUGGUGGUGAUGAUUUAAGAAACCAUUUUGAGAUUGAAGCCCAUACAGGAAGUGUCAAUGAUAUUGCUUUCUCAUACCCCAACAGACAACUUUGUAUCAUUACUUGUGGAGAUGACAAGCUAAUUAAGGUAUGGGAUACAGUAACAGGUACCAAGCAAUACACAUUUGAGGGCCAUGAAGCGCCGGUAUAUUCUGUAUGUCCACAUCACAAAGAAAGCAUUCAGUUUAUCUUCUCGUUGGCAACAGAUGGCAAAAUAAAGGCUUGGUUGUAUGACAAUGCUGGUUCCAGAGUAGAUUAUGAUGCUCCAGGUCGUUCGUCUACUACUAUGGCCUACAGUGCUGAUGGAACAAGGCUGUUUUCAUGCGGCACCAACAAAGAAGGGGAGUCAUUCCUUGUGGAAUGGAAUGAAAGUGAUGGAGCUGUCAAGCGAUCAUAUGUUGGUAUUGGGAAGCGUGCGAUAGGAGUUGUGCAAUUUGAUACUACUAAGAAUAGAUUUUUGGCAGCUGGUGAUGAGUUCAAGGUCAAAUUUUGGGACAUGGACAAUGUGAACUUGUUGACUGCUACUGAUGCAGAUGGGGGAUUACCUGCAUCACCUUGUCUUCGGUUUAGUAAAGAAGGAAUGUUAUUGGCAGUUUCAACAAGUGAGAGUAGCAUCAAAAUUUUGGCUAAUGCUGAUGGUGCUAGGAUGUUACGAACAAUGGAAAAUCGUCCAUUUGAUGUUUCAAGGGUUGCCUCUGCUACUGUGAAGCCACCUAUGAUGGGUAGUUUUGGUGUUCAAAAUGCACCUGUUGCACCAAAUGCUGUAGAUAGAAUAUCUCCCAUGACAUCCAUUGUCUCGAUGAAUGGUGAAAGUCGAAAUAUGGUUGAUGUGAAGCCCAGGAUUGCCGAUGAAUCUACAGAAAAAUCUAGGGUUUGGAAGUUGACUGAGAUCAAUGAUCCAUCACAGUGCCGCUCUUUGAAACUUCCUGAUAAUUUGCCAGCUGCUAAGAUUUCAAGAUUGAUAUAUACUAAUACAGGAGUUGCCAUAUUGGCGUUAGCUUCAAAUGCUGUGCACAAACUUUGGAAAUGGCCUCGGAUUGAGAGAAAUCCUUCUGGAAAGGCAAAUGCUAGUAUCACUCCUCAACUUUGGCAACCUGCAAGUGGAAUAUUGAUGACCAAUGACAUCAGUGAGACAACCCCAGAAGAGGCUGUCCCUUGCUUUGCAUUGUCAAAGAAUGAUUCCUAUGUCAUGUCUGCUUCGGGAGGGAAAAUUUCUCUGUUUAAUAUGAUGACUUUUAAGACUAUGACGACCUUCAUGCCCCCUCCACCUGCAGCUACAUUUUUGGCAUUCCAUCCGCAAGACAACAACAUUAUAGCCAUUGGCAUGGAGGAUUCCACAAUCCAAAUAUAUAAUGUCCGAGUUGAUGAGGUGAAGACCAAGCUUAAAGGACAUCAUAAAAGAAUUACUGGACUUGCUUUCUCUAAUGCUCUUAAUGUACUUGUAUCAUCCGGAGCUGAUUCUCAGCUUUGUGUUUGGAACACUGAUGGUUGGGAAAGGCAAACGAGCAAGUGCUUGCAAAUUCCAGCAGGGCGUUCGGCUGCUUCACUUGCAGACACGCGUGUCCAAUUUCACCAAGAUCAAACUCAGUUGCUAGUGGUGCAUGAGACACAGAUAGCAAUAUACGAAGCACCCAAACUUGACUGCCGCAGACAGUGGGUACCCCGAGAGGCAAGUGCAAUCACAUAUGCGACAUAUUCAUGUGAUAGCCAGUCUAUAUAUGUCAGUUUUGAAGAUGGGGGUGUAGGUGUUUUAACUGCUACAAAUCUUAGAUGGAGAUGUCGGAUAUAUCCUACCUCAUACCUUACUCUUGCUAAUCCAAGCGUGAGGGUCCAUCCGCUAGUAAUUGCUGCACACCCAUCGGAUCCUAAUCAGUUUGCACUGGGACUGAGUGAUGGUGGUGUGAUCGUACUAGAGCCGACCGAGUCUGAAGGCAAGUGGGGAACUAUGCCCCCAACUGAAAAUGGUGCCGGACCGUCCUCUGCUGCUGCUCCUCCCUGUUCAGAUCAACCCCAUCGGUGAUCUCCCCCCCCACUGUCAGUCCAAGAAUAGGAAAAAAAAGGUGUAGAUCUACAUGCUUUGGACAGGAUAUUUAGAAGUUAUAUGUAGGUGCAGAGGAAGAAGAAGUGCACAUCAAGGGUGAAAACCUCUUGGUCUGUCCUAGGUCAGGGUCAUUUCUUUCUCGUAGGACGCAACACAGUAGGAUGGAUAUAUAUGGGUAUGGUGUAACUUUUAAGGUUCAUCAAGGAUGCUUUGCUUUGUAGGGCUUCUUCUUCUUAUUUUGCCUUUGUCCAUGGUCUCUGUAACUUGAGGGUUUUUCUUUUUCAAGGUUUUUGUAAAAUCCUGCUCCAAGAAUUCUCCCUGCUCAAUUGAUUU